UUGAAAUGGGCAGUACGUGCUGCUAGCUGGUGGAAAUGGCUGGAGCUAGAGAUGUUGUGUUGUAUGGUGUUUUGUUUGCGUCUGUGUUUUGUAUUUUCUCAUGGAAGUUCUCUAUUCUAGGCAUAAGAGCUGCUCUACAGCUGGCAGGUCGGGGGCUGCUGCUGCUGGCUGUGGCAGCCUGGAUGGCCUCCUGCUUAUUACCCAAGCUGAAGACUUACCUGCUGCCUGAAAGUCCACUGGAGAGUCCUGUUGAUGAAGAGAACAGCAGGCAGAGACAGGAGCAGGCCAGAAGAGAACUGCAGCAGAAACAUGUUGUUAAGUCCAGUGCUUAUCAUGAAUCUGUGCUGAAGCCUCGGGGGGAAGCAGCGCGCAGGAAGAAAGAGGAAGACUUCUAUCACAUGACUGGACAGACAUGGAAGCUUAGCCAGGGUACUGCUCUCGGAGGGGAGGGAGGUACUGAAGCAGAUGCAGAAGAGGGGGAUGAGACUCCCAGCCAGAGAGCAGCAAGGAGACGAAAGCAGCUCGAGAAACCACAUCUAACUCCUGUUCAAAAAGAACGCCCUAAAGAGAAAAGGAUCAUAAUUUUACCUGAUGAGCCCUCUGAAAAUGCUGAGGGGGUUGUGAGAAUUGCACUGAGAGUUCCAGGUGGAAGGACGGUACAGAGAAGGUUCCUCAGAAGCUGCAGUUCUUCUGUGCUUUUGGACUGGCUGCACAAGUCUGGAUAUCCUCCCACAAUAUAUGGCUUGUACACCUCCUUCCCUAGAAGACCACUCAUCACACACACAGACCUCAGCAUGGAGGAUGCUGGGAUUGUUAUGGACACCGCUCUUAAUGUGGGGGAAAUGGACCCUGAUGAACCCUGAUACAACCUGAUACUAUUUUAUAGAGUCUUCUGAAUGGACUUAAAAGAAGAUAAUUUAGGAAUUCCUGGAUUUCACAGGGUUUUUUUUUAUUAUGUUUGAUUUUUUACUCUUAUAAUUGUUAUUCUAUUAAUUAUAAUAUAAUAAGCCUGUGUUUGUCUGAACAUUGAUUUCUAUGCUUUUAGAACUUUAUGAAUAUGAACUUCUUUUCUUUGCAUUAUUUUGAGGUCUGAAAGCUCUGCUUUUUUUGUUAUUUCAGCCAUUUUUUAUUUUCUGCAAAAAAAAAAUGCUCUAAAUGACAAUAUUUGCAAUUUGGGAGAAAUGUUGUCUGUAGUUUAUAGAAUAAAUAAAUGUUGAUUUUACUCAAACAUAUACCUAUAAGUAGCAAAAUCAGAGAAACUAUUAAUUCAUUUACAGGUAAUAAAAAUAACAUUUUGCCCUCCUAUUAAAAAAAAUUUUUUUUUUAAUCUAUGCAUAUAUAGAUGAGUGAAUUGAUUGAUUUAUCCUCGCUUAUCUUGCCAAAAUUGGAAAUAUGGGUGAAUGUUAUGAUUGCAUAUUAAGUAGGACAGUUUCAAAUGGUUAAAUCAGCAUCACUGUAAAUUAGCUGCUCCUACCAAUCCUAAAUUAAUCCUGAGUAAUACCGGUAUAAACUAGCAGACUCAUCCUGGCUCAGCAUGACUGUCUCUCUGAGUCACUCUUAGUGUUUGGCUCCCUCAUGUGGUAUUAAUGUUUAAUGUACAGGUGCAUGAGAGCUUUAAAAUGGUAGCAGAUGAAACACUAGAGGUCCAAAAAGACCUUUUUCUUAUAAAUACAAUAUUCAUACAGUUGUCUAGUUAAAAAAAAAAAGGUAAAUGUGUGUUUUUUUCUGUAUUUUUAGAAUUAAUCACAAAGCACAUUUUAGGUAUCACAUUGUGAAAAAAACAAGUGCAUCAAAACACAUCACAAUAAAACCACAUUGGAACGUU
Messenger RNA from Astyanax mexicanus (Mexican tetra), 1825 nucleotides. It is a transcript of the gene ubxn8, whose product is annotated as UBX domain protein 8. Gene Ontology annotation, molecular function: ubiquitin binding. Lineage: Eukaryota; Metazoa; Chordata; Actinopteri; Characiformes; Acestrorhamphidae. The coding region runs from base 36 to 863 and encodes 275 amino acids. Gene Ontology annotation, cellular component: endoplasmic reticulum; nucleus. The record is from RefSeq and is a predicted model, not a curated record. The transcript has 8 exons.